Triticum dicoccoides is the source of this 1249-nucleotide messenger RNA. RefSeq names its product vegetative cell wall protein gp1-like. NCBI's taxonomy places the organism in Eukaryota, Viridiplantae, Streptophyta, Magnoliopsida, Poales, Poaceae. The coding region runs from base 442 to 867 and encodes 141 amino acids. The record is from RefSeq and is a predicted model, not a curated record. The transcript has 2 exons.
ACUAUUUAAACAGCCUAACCCUAGCCCCUAGCUGUCCCAUCCACCCAUUCCGCACGCCGCUGCCGCCUGGUCACUCCCCUCGGGAUCCCCCCUCGAUCCCGCUGCCUCUGGCAAAAUUCCUCGAUCCAGAUCCACCAACCACGCCGCGCCCCAAUCCAUCCAUUCCAUCCUGCCUCCGACCAUCUUCCUCAACUUCAACGCCACCCAACCGGACUCCACCCAAGCCCAUCGAUCCAACCCUCCUCACUCUCCUCAUCAACCAGGGGGACGAGCUCCACCCGAGACCGGACCCUGGUCGGCCUUGCCGUCAUCGUCGCCUAGCCAGGAGUCCAGGAGGCCACCCGAGCUCGUGGAUGCCCGGCGCCCGAAGCCUCCUGCCCCCCUGUUGAUGCAGCUCCCUCGCCGGAGCAGUAGAUCCCACCUUCCCCAGCCUCUGCUCCCAUGGCGCCCGAGGGCCCCCCCGCUCCCUGCAUCAUCCUCGUCCCUGCUGAGGAAGACCCUGCCGCCGUUGAUGCCCUGCGACGCCUCGUCGCCGUCUUAACCAGCGCCGCUGCUGAGAGCGCCCUCGCGCCUGCUCCGCCGCGCCAUCGCCCGGAUCCGCCUCACCUCCCGCCCUUGCCAAGUCCAUCGUCGCCGGCCCCCUUCAUGCCCCUGGCUGCCGCUGUCUGCAUCGAGCAGGAGCAGCUCGUCGCCCAGUGCCUUGGCGCCCCUACGCCGCCGGAGUCCUCAGCGCCGCCGUGUCCGUUGCUGCCCCUCUUCAUCGAGCCGCCCAAGUCCCAGCAAGCCGCACCCCGUCCGUUGCAUCUUCGCCAUGUCCCUGCUGCCUCUGUCGCGAGGAAGACAAGCGCCGCGCCCUGCUUCCUCUGAAUCGAAAGCGAGCACCCGCUCCAUGCGACAUGUUGACCGCAUUGCUCGCACGGGCCGGCCUCGCCUCGGCCUGCAUCGGCUCCCGAUGGACCUCCACGUUGCCCGCGCCUGGGCCUCCUUGCGCAAGGCCCAGCGCGCUAGCACCCCUCCGCAGGCUGCUCCUUUGACCGGGCCGAAGCCCAUGGGUGAGGCCACCCACAUCCCAGUGACUCUCUUUUUUCCCUUACCUGUUGGGCUAGCCUGCAGUUUCGGCCCAUUAGCAUUUUUUUCCUCACCUGCGAAUUCCCUAAUUACCAGUGCACUGCAUAUUUACAGAUUGGACCCUAUACUACAUGCAUAUACUAACUCACAAUUGGUGCAUCGGAUUAAAAUGAAUUAUAUA